AAAGUUAUUAUAUACAUGAAAGAGAGAGGAGAAAAUGGCAGGCAGAACAAAGAAGAUGUAUUAUCUUUCUUUCUAAUACUUGUUCAUUUGACUUUGUUCUGCUACCAAUAAUCAAUAAAGUGAAUGGUUGGGGGUGGAAAUGGAGAGUGGCCUGGUGGAGGGUUUAGUCCGGGACCGAUGACUCUGAUUUCGAACUUGUUUGGAGACAACGAUGACUGUAAGACAUUCUCAGAGCUUCUCGCCGGUGCUAUGUUGGAUGUGGAGCAUGCAGGAGGAAGAGGUGGCGGUGGCUUGUCACCGAUGGCCAUGUUUAGUUCUCAACCUCAGCAAUCACUAGCACAAUCCUAUUCAAAUGUUCAAACCCAAUCUGAACAUUCAUUUUCUGCAUCAAUAGUGCCUACAAACACCUCAUCAACACAACUUCAAGCAGUUACAUUCAACAACAUUGCUCAACAACACAUACCAAACUCUAAGGAACCAAUAGCAAAAUCUCUUGAUUAUUCUUCAAACUCCGAACAAACAUCACACCAGUCUUGUUCUGUGAAUGUCGAUAAAGCUAACGACGACGGCUACAACUGGAGAAAGUAUGGACAGAAACAAGUUAAAGGUUGCGAGUUUCCUCGAAGUUAUUACAAGUGUACACAUCCGAGUUGUCCGGUGAAGAAAAAAGUCGAACGCGAUCUUGUUGAUGGACAUGUAACUCAAAUUAUUUACAAAGGAGAGCACAUUCAUGAACGUCCUCGUCCAAGCAAGCUCACAAAAGAUAAUUCAAAUGUGCAACAAGAGUUGUUAGGAGCAAGUGACAGUGACGAAGAAAAAGAGCAUGAAACUGAGAAAAAUUAUGAACCUGAUCACAAAAGAAGGAGUACUGUCUCAAAGCCUAGAAUCGUUGUGCAAACAACAAGUGAUGUGGAUCUGUUAGAGGAUGGAUAUAAAUGGCGCAAAUACGGGCAGAAGGUUGUGAAAGGAAAUCCACAUCCAAGGAGCUAUUACAAAUGCACCAGCCCGGGUUGCAAUGUUAGAAAGCAUAUUGAGAGGGUUUCAACGGAUGCUAAAGCAGUAAUGACAACAUAUGAAGGAAAACAUAAUCAUGAUGUGCCAGCAGCUAAGACUAAUAGCCACACCCUUGCAAACAAUAAUAACGCAUCACUGAUAAAAUCACAAAAUGUCAUACCUGAGUAUAGUGUUCAGCAGCAGCAGCCUUCAGCAGUGGCACGUCUAAGGUUGAAGGAAGAACAUAGAGUAUAGUGUUCAUAUUAUAUAUAAGACAGGAAGCAUGUGUCUGCAACUCACAAGUCAGCUUUUAAGGUUUGAUGUUUUUUAUACAGUAUGAGGAAAAAGUUUUGAUCCAGGACUAUAAGUCCAAUUCAUGGUAUGUGUAGAAAGUAGCAUUGGAAAUGUGUGUGAUUGGUUUAUGUAUGUAGAAAUUAGGACUUGUGGUGAAUGUUAGGAAUUUUACACACAACUUGUACUAUUUUGCAGAUCUUCUUACAUAUAACUUGUAUUAUCGUACCAAGUUACUAUUUCAAAUUGUCUUAAUUUUAAAAUAAAUCUUUGAGAGGGAAAACAUCAAAGGAUACCAACUUGAUCUUCAUAUGAAUGACUACCAGAGGAUAUUAACUUCAUAUCUCGGACUAAACAUUAAAUGAGUUGAGUUGUGUAACAUUGAUUACAUGUUAUAGUCAAAACUAAAAUUAGGGACCGGAUAACUAUUCUUCAAAGCAACUUGAUUCUUGUUGAGAAUAUAAGAAUGAGCGUGGGGAAAAUAGUCACACAGUAGAUAGAAAUGUGAUGAUUUGAGCAUUUAUAAGUGGAAAAACCCACACACUUAUAACCUUAAGGUUUUAGGUGGACAAAUGGUGUCACAUCCUCUAAGGAUUUAGGUAGUUG
This is a messenger RNA of Vicia villosa (hairy vetch), 1890 nucleotides long. Its product is annotated as probable WRKY transcription factor 3. The transcript has 4 exons. Bases 124 to 1248 code for a protein of 374 amino acids. The record is from RefSeq and is a predicted model, not a curated record. Lineage: Eukaryota; Viridiplantae; Streptophyta; Magnoliopsida; Fabales; Fabaceae. Gene Ontology annotation, biological process: regulation of DNA-templated transcription. Gene Ontology annotation, molecular function: DNA-binding transcription factor activity; sequence-specific DNA binding.